UCGGUGGCAGGUCCAGAGCCGGGAAAGCGGAGGGGAUUCAGAGAGGCGGGUUGCUCGGGGACCUGCUGGGCAGCUGGUGGUGCUUGUGGCGUGGAGGAGGGCCCGACCAGGCGAAAGGAAGGAGGCUGGUGGUUUCUUGGAUCAAGUGUUUCAGAAGAUGGAAGCCUUUAACAACUGUACUGGACUGGGUGGAGAUUUGGAAGUGCAAAACUCCAGGAGUGAACAUUUCCUCUAUUUCGCCUAUGGCAGUAACUUGUUGCAGGAAAGAAUAAUGUUAAGAAACCCAUCUGUGGUUUUCCUUGCCCUAGCACAACUACUGGAUUAUAAACUUGCUUUUGGCUCUCAUCAAGGGAAACCUAGUUCUCAGUGGAAUGGAGGUACAGCUACUAUUGUUUAUAGCCCUGGUGAAGAAGUGUGGGGGAUAAUAUGGAAAAUGAAUACUAGUGAUUUAUAUUCUCUGGAUAGGCAAGAAGGAGUGGAAAAUGGCAUUUAUAUCCCAAUUGAAGUAAUAGUUCGGACUCAAGAUGAGAAAGUAGUUAAAUGUCGUAGUUACCAGAUGGAUGACUGUGUCCAUGAUCUUCCUUCUCCACAGUAUAAAAAGGUCAUCUGUAUGGGUGCAAAACAGAAUGGAUUGCCAAUGGAUUAUCAAAAGAAAUUAGACUCUAUAGAGACUAACAAUUAUGCAGGACGUGUGCCAGUGUUUGAGGAGAUUGAAGCUGCUUUCAAUGCAUCAGAGAAACAAAAUAAUGAAGAUCUAUUUUAGUGUAACUUAUUUUAAUUCUCUUGAGUAUCCUGUGUGACUAUUUCUCUUAUAUUACAGUAGCCUAGAUAUAUUUUAACAUGGUCAAAAUGACUGGUGAAUGCCACAUACAACAUAAGGUGUAAGAUGAUCCUUGAUUAUUAAUUCACUGAUACAAAAUCCAUUGUUCUCCUUCAGAUUUUUCUGUUUCUGUAUUCUCUGCAAUAAACUGAGACUGGGAAUAGUU
Molecule: messenger RNA, 986 nt
Organism: Python bivittatus (Burmese python)
Lineage: Eukaryota; Metazoa; Chordata; Lepidosauria; Squamata; Pythonidae
Gene: GGCT
Product: gamma-glutamylcyclotransferase
Molecular function (GO): gamma-glutamylcyclotransferase activity
Source: RefSeq, a predicted model, not a curated record